AUGCGCAGUCAACAAGCCUCCCGGAUCCCGCUGGGGUCACAGAGUAAUCGAAGCCUUGGAACCUUCCGGGUCGAGCGCGGGGCACCCUUUCUUUGGGAAAUCGUUGCUUUGUCCACCAGAGGAAUGCUUUGCUGAUCCUCUCUGGUCGGAUGGCCCCGGGAGGACGGGAAGAUGACUGCUGAACUGAGCUCGCCUGGUCCCUCUCCUGAUAGACUGCCUAGAGCUCCCUGGGUCUGAGAUCUAACUCAGAGAUGGAGUUUUCAGGCUCAUCUUCGACCACCACUGAGCAGCAGUUGCAGAAGCAAGAGGAACUGAGCAACACCGAAACUGACUGGGCCGAGCAGAACCUCAUCUCAUCCAAAGAAUGGCUUCAACUACAUGGACUUAAGAGCAACAAGUUGACCUUGAAACAGAUUUUGUCACAGAUUGGCUUCCCACACUGUGAAGAUUAUGUGACUUCUCUGGGGAGACCUGUGGCUUCCCGAUAUGCUGAUGGCCUGUUUCCGAGGUUUUACACAGUGGAGGAUGGCAGAGUAUACAAUUUAACAGCUAAAUCAGAAUUGAUCUGUCAAUUUGUGGAGCAAUUAACACAGGCUGUGGAGAACUACAGGGAGCGCAUGGACUGGCUCACCAGCAGGAGUCGGCAGGUUUUUGGUGUCAUUUUGGAACAGUGCAUCACAAUCGUGCUGGACCUUGGUGGCAUGCUGGAGGAGGAGCUUAAUCUGUGCCAAGAUGCGCUGGUCAUGGUCCUCCAGGAGCAGGUGGCGCUCAUAACCAAGUUCAAUAUCAUAUGUGUUUCUCAAAAGCCUAUAAAAUGGCAGGAAAAUGCCUCUCCUGUGACGGAACAGUCAAUAGCUGCUGCCAUCAGUUGGGUUGAGAAACUGCCUUUUGAGCUGGCUCUGAGCCCAGCCAGCCGUCUGGAUGCCCUGCUGGAAGCUGGGGAAGACAAAACAAUUGAAUCCAUUUACUACUUUGUGGUGGGGGAUGUUCCUGAGGAAUCCAAGGAGCUUCUCCUUAAGAGGGCUUUGGAGAUCCCACAUCCUGUCUGCACGGUGUCCUUCAAUGCCAGAGGAGAAGACACUAUUGAGUUCUUAAAGCUUCUGAGUGCCAAGACUCACAGCAGAUUCCAUGCAUUUGCAGAGAGAACACAGUGUAUGGAAUUCCCUGCAUUCCCCGGGAAGGAUGGUGACAGUGCCAUUACUUGGAAUUCAAGGAAACUAAAAGGAAAACUCCCUCCAGGAGCCGGGGUCAGAGAGGAUGUGUUUCUCAUUUGGAGGGAGAUGCAGGAAGCCUGCAGCACGCUAGCCCAGAUUCAGAGGCUGGUGGCUGAGCCUCCCAAGUCCAACAUGUCCCCAGAAGACUGCGAACCAGGCACAACCUCUUUUAAGAGCAAGUCAAAUCUGGAGGAUACCUGGGACUCGAAGAAGUGGCUGCAGAAAUAUGGCCUAAAAGCCCAGAAGCUGUCAUUUUAUGAUGUCCUUGCUGACUGUUCCUUCCGUCAUGCUGAUGGAGUUGUUGAUAUAAAAGCCAAACCAGAGAACGAGGCCAUACAGACCAGUGCAGAGACCAACAAGAAGACAGUCCAUGCAAAAUAUUGCAGCAGAUUUAUCCAUGCUCCCUGGAAGGAUGGGAGUUUGGUUCAUGUCUGUAUUACCAAGGAUAAGUGCACAUGGUACAAUGAGAGAAUGCAUGCAGUUCUGGCCCAGAUCCAGAGAAGGAUUAAGUGGAUACAGGAUGGAAGUCAGAGCCUCUUCGGAAAAGUAUAUAGUGACUGUGUCUACAUUCUCAUUGAUACGUCUCACUCAAUGAAGGGCAAACUGGAUUUGGUGAAGGACAAGGUCAUCCAGUUUAUACAGGAACAGCUGAAAUAUAAAAGGAAAUUCAAUUUUGUACAGUUUGAUGCUCAAGCGGUGGCUUGGCGGGAAAAACUUGUUGAAAUUGAUGAAGUUAAUUUGAGACAGGCUCAGUCCUGGAUUAGAAACAUUGAGAUUGGAAGUUCUACCAAUACCUUGAAUGCCCUGCAAAUUGCUUUUGCUGAUAAAGAAACACAAGUUAUCUACCUCCUGACAGAUGGGAGACCUGAUCAGCCACCUGAAAUGGUUAUAGACCAAGUCAAAGUUUUAAAAAAUAUUCCCAUUUAUACCAUCUCCUUCAAUUAUUAUGAUGAGCUUGCAAAUGGAUUUUUGAAAGAGCUUGCUUCUUUGACUGGAGGAGAAUUUCAUUGUUACAAUUUUGGCUGUAAGGAUCCUUUCCCACCAGUGACUGUCCAGAAUGAAGAUCUGACUCUUUUGAUGGAAGAAAUGGAGCAGGGGUACAGUGACCUGGAGAAGGUGCAAAACCUUUAUUCUGAAUCCUUGAUCAUGGACUGGUGGUACAAUGGAGAGAAGAAAGGCCACAAUAAGCAUCAAAAAGAAAUCUGUUCUAUGGCUGCAACCCCAGAAAUAUGUGCAAAACCACAUUCUGAUGUCGAAUCAACACAAUCAUCCUCCCUAAAUAUGUCGAAAGUACCAAGGGACCUUUCAAAUCAAAAGAUUCACAAAAAGAAAGUCCUUCAUGCAGAGUCUACCAAAACCAGCCUGCUCAGAAGUCAGAUGUCCAUGCUCAAGAGCUCAGCUUACAGUGAGAGGAAGGACAGCCUUUCCAACUCCAGCAGCUGGCUCACCACAAGUGACAAAGAAAUGAGCUUGCCGCUGACAAAUGAUUAUCCAGAUGACAAAGCAUUAGAAAGAUUGACUCGAGAAGAGAGCCAACUUUAUGACCAAGAUUUUUCAGAUAUGUCUUCAGCAAACUGGCUCAAGACCCAUGGCCUAGUUGCCAGGAAGCUCACCCUCAUGGAUGCCUUGUCCACGACUGCGGUCCCUCACUCCCCCACCUAUGUUCCUAUUCUGGGCAAGCAUGUUGUUUCCAAGGUCUUUGAUGAGGUGUUCCCUCUGGCACAUGUUUGCAAUGACACGAAUAAGAUGACAUUAAUUAACCCCCAAGGAGUCAAGCUUAAUAUCUACAAGCAAAAGGUGGAACAGGCAAUUAGGUCCUAUGAAAAGCGUUUGAAUAAAAUUGUUUGGCGAGCACUGACUCAAGAGGAAAAGGAGAAGUUAGAUGCCAACAAACCAAUGAAAUAUUUGGAAAACAAGGCAGCUUUAAACAAAGCAUUAGAACGUUUGAAUUGGCCCAUUUCAUUGAAAGAGCUGUCCAUGCUGGAAAAUGAAAUCCUAGCUGGGAAAAUGUAUGUCCAACAGGCCAUGGAACUCCAGGAGGCUGUCAAGAAAGAAAAUCAUGUGAACAAGACCCUAGAAGAGCAACAUAAAUCUCCAGGAAACACACCAAAGAAAAUUAAACCAAAAAAAGUGGACCCCCUGAAAGGCCAGAAGGUUAUUGCAAGAUGUGAUGAAAAUGGCUUUUAUUUCCCAGGUGUUGUGAAGAAGUGUGUGAGCCCCACCCAUGCAUUGGUGGUCUUUAGGUAUGGAGACACGAAGGUUGUGCCCAUCUCCUUCAUCACGCCUGUGGGGGGUGCCAUGCCCUGCCCGCUGCUCCAGGUUGGAGAUUAUGUGUUUGCCAAAAUUGUGAUACCCAAUGGAUUUGACUUCUACGUCCCUGCUAUAGUUAUAGCACUCCCAAAUCAGGAUGUGGCUGAAGAUAAAUUCUAUACAGUUUUGAAGUGUAACAACCGGAGAGAAUUUUGUCCUCGGAGUGCACUCAUUAAGAUUAGCCAAAACAAGUAUGCUCUUUCUUGUUCACACAUAAAGUCACCACCAAUCCAGGAGGAUACAAAGGUGGGGGACACAGAUAAAAAGGACUCAACUUUCCUAAUAUGUCCACUCAAGGAAGGUGACACAGGGGAUUUACGAGAGCCGAAAGAAGAGAACCAUAGAAGAAAGAAAAAGAAAUCUGCCAAGAGGAUACCUCUCCAAGAGAGGUUGUCCUCAGACUCGGACGGUCCUUCCCAUGACAAUAGGUCCCAACAGUCCUACACCAAGAGACACACCAAGUAUAAGGUGGGAGGGGACAACAUAACUUAUCUCUCGAACCCCCUGAAAUAUCUCUCAAGAAUAGUGCACAUGAGCUUACUCCCAAGUUUCCAGGCCAGUUUAGAUCCCAGUACAGCAGGAACUCUAACACCCUUAAAUAAUACUGAUAUCCACUUCCUCAGAGAAGAUCCUCAGCCGGGGUUACAGGAGUGGGCCAGACUUGACAUCGCUGCCAUAACUCCACCUCCAGCAGCCCCGCCCUGCCCUUAUAGAGUCACCCACAACAGCAAAGGAUUGAGGACGAUCGAUGAGAACGCUUAAAGCAGUCUAGUGGCAACUAUAUCUAAGAGAGCCCACAUUCCUCCAGGGCUGACCAGACCUCGGCCACUCGACGCUGUGGACUGGCCCCUCUGCUGAGGUAAGGUUACCUUCAUCCCACCCACAUCUUCGCUGUUUGUAAAAAGCAGGUAGAC
Messenger RNA from Condylura cristata (star-nosed mole), 4438 nucleotides. It is a transcript of the gene VWA3B, whose product is annotated as von Willebrand factor A domain containing 3B. The record is from RefSeq and is a predicted model, not a curated record. Lineage: Eukaryota; Metazoa; Chordata; Mammalia; Eulipotyphla; Talpidae.